Molecule: messenger RNA, 2060 nt
Organism: Astrephomene gubernaculifera
Lineage: Eukaryota; Viridiplantae; Chlorophyta; Chlorophyceae; Chlamydomonadales; Astrephomenaceae
Source: the annotation of a GenBank genome assembly
GUGCAAAAUAAGCUUUAAGUUGCAUAACUAUCACGAGUUGGAGUAAAAAAAGAAUACAGCUAGAUGCCGUACUGCGUCUACCUCGCUAUCACGCGUGCGCUUCUAUGCAUCGCUAUGACUUCUCAAUACAUAGUUACUAAUCGUCGUAAGCCUCAGAUGUUAUGGCUGUGGCACACCGUUACACAGAGCACGCCAUUUUUCCCUGACCCUUCGGAACUUUGGUCUAGUUAUAGACAGUAAAGCAAUCAUUGGAUAACCAUUAUCAAUUAAUAGGGAUGUUGCUUUAGUUGCACGAAGCUUACGAAGCUUACGUGCAUGGGACGUUAACUGGAAGGCCUAAAGGGACUAUCUUAGAUUGAUUAUAUAAUCCGCAUUCGUAGUAAUGGCGACAAGGGAGCAAGCAGGUGCUGGGGCAUCGAAGGAUCAAUGGAGGGAAAAGGCCAUGCAACUAUUUAAGCGACAUGACAUGAACGGUGACGGUUUGCUGGACCCUCGGGAGAUGGCGUCAGCAGUCAACGAGCUUUGCGGCACCCAUGGCCUCAGCGUGAAAAGCCUAUCCGCCGCGCUGGGUCUGGAGUCCAAGCUGGAGAACGGCGCCUACCGCUUCACGCCCGUGGAGUUCAGCGAGCUCUACCGGCGGGCGGUGCUCAUGUCGGAUGCGGGAGGAGGAGGAGGAGGAGGCGGAGGAGGAGGAGGAGGGGAGCCGGGAGGAGGCGGAGGCGGUGGAGGAGGAGGAGGAGGAGGAGGGGGGCUGGCGUUGGGAGGACGCGGCAUGGACCGGCUGAUGGGGCAGGCGGUGGAUGCGCUGAGAGAUCUUGACGCCCGCACGGAGGCUUCCCUCCGCCAGUGCUUCAACAACUACUGCCGGCUGGUGCUGGGGGCGGGCGGGGCGACGGGGGCGGGCGGCAGCAGCAGCAGCGGCGCCAACAAGCUGCUGCUGGACGGCGACAUGCGGCUGAGUGCGGCGCAGUGGAGCCAGCUGGGGGCGGAUGUGGGGCUGGCGCAGCCCGUGGGUCCCGUCUCCCCCCAGGACCUCUCCAACAUCUUCUCCGCCGCCGCCCAGCGCUCCCCCGCCCUCACCUUCAAGCAGUUCCUCACCGCCCUCGCCCUCAUCUCUCACGACCUCACCACCCUCUGCAACCACAUGGUGGCGCAGCUGGGGCCGCAGAUGCGACCCCGGGGGGCGGGGGCAGGAGGAGGUGCAGGGGGAGGGGGGCUAGGAGGCGAGGCGCCGCCGCAGCCCGCCUGCUUCCCGCUGCGAAACGUGGACUUGAAGGCGGCGGCGGCGGCUCAGGCGAAUUGGGGCGCAGCGAGUGGGAUGCUGGCGGCGGCGAAUGCGUUUGCCAGGGCGGCGGGAGGAGGAGGUGGAGGUGGAGGAGGCGGUGGAGGAGGCGCGUUUUCCAUCGAAAUCGAGGAAAGCCUGCGAGGCGGCGGAGGCGGCAACCGUCUAACCAACAGCGGCCUCGCCUCCCCCGGCCUAGCCCUUCGCUCGCCCGUCUCCCCCUCCCCCGCCACCGCCCCCCUGCCCUCCCCUUCCUCCUCCCUCCCCUCCGGCCCCCCCGAGCCGCUCGCACCGCUAGUCGGCGGCCCCCUCACCGCCAAGCUGGGUGGGGGGGCCGGUCUGAUGCGGAGCUCCCUCACCUCGCUGGGAAACCCGCUGGGAGGGGCGGGGAUGGUGGGGGCGGCGGCAGCAGGAGGAGGAGGAGGGCUGGGCGGGGUGGGCAGGGGAGGCAGCUCGGGCGGUGGUGCUGCUGGGAAGGGCCCCCUGGGCGAGCUGUCCUCCGCCCAGCUGUUGCUUCUGGACCGCCUGGCCGCAGCGGAGGCGCGCAUCUCGCAGCUGGAGCAGGCGAGGGAGAGGGAGCGGGAGACGGCGGCGGGAGGAGGAGGAGCGGGAGGGGGUAAUGGUGCGGGGGGUGGUGCUGCUGCGGCGGCGGCUGCAUCCUCUCCGCAGGUGGCGGCGUUGGAGGCCAAGAUAGCGGCUCUGGAGGCGGAGCUCUCCCGUCUGUCCCCCUGCUCCGAUCUCCCCCACCAGCUGUCUCUGCUGCGGGAGGAGGUGGCGG